This is a messenger RNA of Monoraphidium neglectum, 2136 nucleotides long. RefSeq lists its product as hypothetical. Gene Ontology annotation, molecular function: protein binding; molecular adaptor activity. Gene Ontology annotation, cellular component: TRC complex; membrane. The transcript has 15 exons. Lineage: Eukaryota; Viridiplantae; Chlorophyta; Chlorophyceae; Sphaeropleales; Selenastraceae. The record is from RefSeq and is a predicted model, not a curated record. The annotation marks the transcript as partial. Gene Ontology annotation, biological process: post-translational protein targeting to endoplasmic reticulum membrane.
AUGUCCAUAGAUGACAUGCUUUCAGCGCUAAUGCGCCAGGUGGAUCAGGCAGAGGUGGAACGCCUGAGCAGCACUGCUGCUGCAGCAGAGAAUGAAUCCUCUCCCGUGCUGGAGCGCGUCGCCGCAGCGCGGCACCUGCUGCAUGCCGCCCGAGUAGCGGCGAAUGACCCCGAGCUCAAAGCGGCGCAUUCUGGCCUGCUGAGCGACGGCGUCAUGGGGCGGAUGCUGUCAGACAUCCUGCCUCGAUGCAGGUGGGAACUUCACGUCCGCGAGGCGUGGUACUCGCAGGACCAAACCUUGGCCAUUGCGGACCGCCUCGUCAGCAUCGCGGCCGGCGUCGCGCCUGCGGCGGACGCGCCCGCGCGCGAGUGGCUCGCGGCGUCGGCGGUGCCCCUGGCCCUGACGCACAUCAAGACCCCCCGGGACAUCCUGGCCACCAUGGCAGGGGUGCGCUUUGCUGAGCAGCAGCGGCGCGCUGAAGCUCGGCGCACGCGUGUGAUGGACGCGCUGGCGCCGGCUGGGGGCAGGGGCGCGAGGGCCCAGGGGGACCGGCGGCAAGGGGGGGCCGGCCGGCGCCGGCAGCAGCAGGAGCGCCUGCAGCAGCAGCAGCAGCAGCAGCAGCAGCAGCAGCAGCAGCAGCAGCAGCAGCAGGAGGUUGAGCAGCAGCAGCAGCAGGAGGUUGAGCAGCAGCAGCAGCAGCAGCAGCAGCAGUCCAAGCAGCAGGAGCCAGUUGGGAGGCCGGAGCAGGUCCGGCCGACUGAUGACGACCUGUUUGCUGACUCAGCCAGCGAGGAGGAGGAAAGCGAAGAGGCGGUGAUCGCGGCGCUGCAGCGGGAGGCGCGGGACUGUCAGGAUGAUGAGAGGCUGCUGCUGGCACGAGACCAGGCUGAGGUUGUGUACUGGAGGUCGUCCGCAGAGGAGGGUCCGCGCCACAGGGACCUAUUAGACUUGGAGGACCCAGACUUUGGACUGCCAAUCUUUAGGCGUCGCGACACGCCCUACGUCAGCCUGACCUGGCUGAUGCUCGCCGUGCAGAAGCUGGCAUCUGACGAGCAGCUGCUCCACUGGGUCGAGGGCUGCGGCGCGCUGGCCAAGAUCAACGGCAUGUGGGGCUUCUUGGCGGGCGAGUACCUGCGGGACUGCCUCGAGACGCUGCGGCCGCUGUCCAACCGCCACGCGAGGCGCCGCGCGCCAGCCCUCAGGACGGAGCUUCUGGACGACGCGCGGCGCGCGCUGGCCGCGCGGCUGGAGGGCAACGCCGCGUUUGCCGCCGGGGACCUGCGCGGGGCCAUCCGGCGCUACUCCGACGCCCUCCUGCUGGACUGCAGUGACGUCAGCACCUUCAACAACGUGGGUCGCACCUCGCUGGCAGCGACUGCGCGCGCCACACAGGCGGCGUCCAGCGCGGUGCACCUCGAGCCCGGCAACACCAAGGCGUGGGUCCGCUGGGGCGACUGCUUCGCAGCUGAGAAGCGCCUGCAGCUGGCGCAGCUCUGCUACUCCACAGCCAUCGAGCUGGCUGGGGCCGUCGAUGACGAGAUCAAGGUGGGUCAGGGCCUGGGAUUUUUGUGCUGCCGAGGGUAUUACAAGUGGCUGGGCUUGCGCCCGCCCAUGGUGCGGCAGAACGGCGUGUCCCAGAUUGACAUCGACGCGGCCAACGCCCAACUCAAGGCCCACGGCCUGGCCACUUCCAGCAAGAACAUCGCCUCUGUGGAGCUCAAACCGGCGGCGGCGCUGGGGCGCGCGCUGCGCGACGGCGUCAAGCCACGCGUGCGGGCGCUGCCCCUGGAUAACGACUGCUGGACCAUCACCUGGCACGACUCGCCCCUGCGCAGCGCCGCCAACGGGCUCAUCAGGUUUGAGAUCCGCGUUGGCCCCAACAACCAGCGGCCGGGCUUGAUUUCGACGCGCAGCUGCUGGGGGGAGCCGCGGACCAAGCAGGUCAUGACCGCGUUUUACGAGGCCUGCUUCUUCCCUAUCGGCAUGAAACCCUGCCAGCCCGAGGCCGUGUUUGUGUCCCAUCGCCUCGCGCCCUGGGCCGACGAGAUCGCGCGGGAGCUGGAGGGGUGCGGCAUCACUGAUUUUGAUGUUGAGACCGUGGCUGAGGGCCGGCUGGUGGCUUUGGAGAAAAGCGUG